AUGCUCGUGCGAGCCACAGGGGGAGCCCGAGAGCCUCCCUUGCUGCGGUGCCUCCAGCAAGGUAUCCUGAGCCAAGUAAAGGUUCUUCCCUGGAGGAGCAGGCAACAGAAGCUCCUGCUACACAACAUGGAGUCCCAGGACAGGUGGGGCAAGGGGUCCCUUGGCAGCUUGACUCAUGGCAACCAAAUGUUGAGCAUGAACUUAAAGAGUGAAGAUGAGGAUGGUGGGGAGGCAGGAGACACAGGGGACACUAGUGAGCUGGCCCCUCCAAGGGGCAGCUCCCCAGUAACUCACCAUUAUCCUGACUUGCAGUGGCAGAGUCCAUCAUGCAAGGAGGAAGAGACAUUCUCUGAUCCUGUUAGUGCUGGGGACAUGGGGGACAAACCUAUAGAGAUGCCUGGAAAGACCAGCUGGGAAAGAGAGGAGUCAAAGAUUCCUCCGACUCAGGAGUCUCCAGAAGCAGGCACAGCUCUGGGUGCCCCUCCUAGGGACCUCCACUCACACAAGUUGCUAGGUCGUUUGCAAUCUCCUAAAGACUCACUACCUGUGGGCGACGAUGGAGUCUCCCAGGCAAACCAGGACACAUCGUUGGACGUCCCAUCCAGCUUCCUGGACACUGGAGAGUAUUUCUGUGCACCAAAAGGUGUAGACACAUCUCCAGACAACUCCUCUCCUGAGUGCUUCCCCGGAACAGGUAGCAGUUGGGACCUCCCCACGCAGGACACACACACAGCGGACCAGGGAUCAGCCACUCCAGCCUGUCUGGCAAUAGCAGUGUUGGCAAAAGCGCGGAGCAGCAGAAAAGGCCAGAACGCAGCUGUUGAGUCAGACCUUGGGCAGGCGGAGGGGCAUCCCUACAAAUGCCUGGGGGGCGGCGAGGCCCUCCAGAAGCCCCGAGAACUGUCGGGCGCUGCAGGACACGGCAGCGCCAAGCCCUACUCGUGUGAGCUGUGCGGAAAGACCUACUCCCACCGGGGCACGCUCCAGCAGCACCGGCGCCUGCACACUGGCGAGCGGCCUUACCGGUGCCCCUUCUGCGACAAGGCCUACACCUGGUCCUCGGACCACCGCAAGCACAUCCGCACCCACACCGGUGAGAAGCCCUACCCAUGCCAAGACUGCGGCAAGGCCUUCGUGCGCUCCUCGGACCUGCGCAAGCACCAGCGCAACAUGCACAGCAACAAUAAGCCCUUCCCGUGCUCCGAGUGCGGCCUGACCUUCAACAAGCCGCUGUCGCUGCUGCGCCAUCAGCGCACGCACCUGGGCGCCAAGCCCUUCCGCUGCUCCGCCUGUGACCGGGAGUUCGCGGUGGCCAGCCGCAUGGUGGAGCAUCAGCGCGUGCACUCAGGCGAGCGGCCCUUCCCUUGCCCCACCUGCGGCAAGUGCUUCACCAAAUCCUCCAACCUGUACGAGCACCAGACACUGCACACAGGUCAGAGGCCCUUCAAGUGCGCAGACUGCGGCGUGGCCUUCGCGCAGCCCUCGCGCCUCGUGCGCCACCAGCGCAUCCACACUGGUGAGAGGCCCUUCCCUUGCACACAGUGUGGCCAGGCCUUUGCUCGUUCCUCCACCCUGAAGAGGCACCAACAGAUUCACUCUGGAGAGAAGGGUUUCCUGUGUGCCGAGUGCGGCAGGGCAUUCCGCAUCGCCUCAGAGCUGGCUCAGCACAUCCGGAUGCACAAUGGGGAGAGGCCCUACCAGUGUGAGGACUGUGGUCAGGCCUUCACCCGUUCCAACCACCUCCAGCGACACCGAGCCAAGCACGACACCUGCAAAAAGGAGGCCAUCCCUUCCUCCUCUGAUGAGUGA
Messenger RNA from Sciurus carolinensis (gray squirrel), 1809 nucleotides. It is a transcript of the gene Znf648, whose product is annotated as zinc finger protein 648. The transcript has 2 exons. Gene Ontology annotation, biological process: regulation of transcription by RNA polymerase II. The coding region runs from base 1 to 1809 and encodes 602 amino acids. Gene Ontology annotation, molecular function: DNA-binding transcription factor activity; RNA polymerase II cis-regulatory region sequence-specific DNA binding. The record is from RefSeq and is a predicted model, not a curated record. NCBI's taxonomy places the organism in Eukaryota, Metazoa, Chordata, Mammalia, Rodentia, Sciuridae.